AUGGACACCCGCGAGUUAGCCACGAGAGACGAAUUGUGGCGCAUUCAAGAGACGUUGAACGAUCUCUCCGCAACCCAAGCCGCCCACUCUGAUCGCAUCAUGCGUUUGGAGCAGAAGAUUCCCGAUGGCAGCAGACCUCGAAGUCUGUGGGGGGCGAGCUCUCCCUUUCCUCUUGGUUCACAGCAUGAGUCAACCCUCAACCCCGCUGCUGAAGCCUUUCGAAAUUUUGAUGCCGAUCCUAUGAUCAGCUCCUUGACCUUGGACCCGACCGACGACUCCCGCAGAGUGGCUGCGUCCAGAGCCAACUCGGUACGGUUUGACGAGAGUGCCAACAACCACUAUGGCUCCUCGAGACAGUCGAUGGAAUUACCCGCACGUACAGGCAGUGGACUUGGUGGCCAUGCACUCUCGGAAAGAUCUCUAUCACAUCGGUCGGAUGGGAGGCCUGCACCUACUGGCUUCGGUCGGACAAACAGCUUUGGUCUUGAACAGAGUCGCUUGCUUGGUUCAAUUCACAACUCGCCCCGAGUUUCAGGCAAUCCUCCACCAGGCUUCUUUAUCUUGGGACCAUGCCCGGCCAUCAUCCGUUGCUGGCUGACACAAUCCUUUUCCAACAGCUCAUUGCUCUACGCCGCCAUGUGCACUGGUUCGACGAUUUCAUCCGUCAGCUAUUCAUUGUUAUGCAAACUUGAACUGACAGAGUCUAUCUUUGGAGACGGAGGCUCUCGCUCUAUCCGACUUCCCGUGUAUCUGACCGAAGCCAAGAUCCACAGCCCUGCCGCCGUCAGAUCAGCCAGUCCUGUCCCACCCAUCCCUACUCUAAUGGUCAAGUUUGUGGUCGACGAACAGACGGUGACCGAUCCGACGAUCCAGAUCAUUCUAGGUAGUGAUGUUCUGAGAUCACAUAACGCCGACAUUUUGUUCUCCCAGGAUAAGGUGAUGAUUUUUGACGAGGAACGAAAUCAGGUCUCGAUUCCUUUCUGCAGACCGGAAGACGAUGCCUGUUUCAAGGAUCUGUGCACAGUCUCUCGACAUCGAUCGUCGUCAAUAGGGGAAGCUCUGCCACCUCCAGCGUCACCAGUUGGUGUCAUUGGUCAACCAGAAAGACUCAACACGGCGCAGAAUACAGUCUCACCCACAGCAGCUCAGUCCAGUAGCUUGCCAUCGGCCAAUCCGUCUGAACCGGGAGAUGUGCGCAGAGCAGAUCCGCCCCUGGAUCAAUUGACACGACGCAGCCUAGAUAUGACUCAACCAAGGCCUGCCGACGAUAGCAAGUCCACUACCGGGAGCGAGAAGUCAUUCACCGCACCCAUGUCGAAAUCUGGUCCGGGGGUGUGGUCCAACUCGUGGCGUUCUGGAUCGUCUAGCACCGCGAACGAUGCGAGCUCCAAGACCUCGUCCAGUUAUGCCCGACCUCACACGCAGCGACCCAUGAAAAUUUUGCGACCCACCAAGACAAUGGCCAAUGCGACGAGAACUACCUCGGGCUCGGCAACCAGCGUGAAUGGCGCCGAAGCUGCUCAGGCAACGGGGAACGACACUGGAAAGGCUGCAGCUCAAGCAGAUUCAGGCGGAGAAUCAAAAGGAACCCCAUCAACCACGACAACACGGACCAACCCAAUUGGCUCUGGUACUGCAUUCGGUUGGUUGAAUUCGGGGCCACAACGUAGAACAACAGCGAACAGUUGA
This is a messenger RNA of Fonsecaea nubica, 1689 nucleotides long. RefSeq lists its product as hypothetical. The coding region runs from base 1 to 1689 and encodes 562 amino acids. The record is from RefSeq and is a predicted model, not a curated record. Lineage: Eukaryota; Fungi; Ascomycota; Eurotiomycetes; Chaetothyriales; Herpotrichiellaceae. The transcript is spliced from 2 exons.